ACUCGCCGCGCAACUAUGGUCGGAAAAGUAUAUACUCUCGGAAGCUCUCUGCGCGAUAAACGACUUCUCGACUGGCUCUCGGCGCGUCGCGUUUAGUUCUCGCGAGAAUCGUCUGUCGUUUCUCUCGUAAAAAAAAAAAAAAAACGUUCUUCGCACAAGACUCGUCGGAUGAUACGAUUCUGGUCGUUUUUACUGCUGCAGCGGUUGGAAAAUGCCCGAAAUUAGCAGCGGCGAACAAUACUCGACAUGGGUGGGACUAGUCUACGUAUUCAACCUAAUCGUUGGUACUGGAGCUCUAGCGCUCCCAGCUGUCUUCAGUCGAGCAGGAUGGCUCCUUGGGUCAGGAGUGGUUUUGAUCCUGGCAUUCAUAAGCUUCAUUACGGUGACAUUCGUUAUAGAAGCUAUAGCUUCUGCAAAUGCCAUAAUGACGUGGAGGAAGAUUCAACAACGUAAAAGAGUAGGUCUCAUCCAAGACUCGGCCUUCACUGGACCAGAGUUGGAGGCAAUGCAAGCUAUUGGUGAGUCUGGGCUCUCCAAUUCAGACUCUGAAGAUACACCUCUAGUGACUCCAGCCCCAAGAUCUCCAGAGCGUGCUGGUUCAACGUACCGAUACUACGUUAUUACCGAAAAAAUUGAGAUGGGCGAAAUGGCCUCUAUAUUCUUUAGUAAAAUGGGAGUGACGCUAUUCUAUAUUUGCCUUGCCGUUUAUCUCUAUGGUGAUUUGAGUAUUUAUGGAACGGCUAUCGCUAAAUCUGUAACCGACGUCGCCUGCACGUAUUUACCAGUUAAUUACACAUGUAAUGAAACUAUUCCUGAUUCUGAACUCUGCUGGCAAUCCUAUGGUCUCAAUCGAAUGGAUGCAUACAGAUUAUUUUUGACAUUAUUUGUCAUGUUCCUGGGUCCAUUCGCCUUCUUCAAUGUUCAAAAAACAAAAUACUUGCAAUUGUUGACGUCUGCUAUGAGAUGGAUGGCUUUUAUGAUAAUGAUUAUCUAUGCUAUAAGAAAGUUGAUAGUUGAUGGUCCGGAAGGAAAACCACGAGAAUCCAAUUUUUCUGAACUGCCUGGACUGUUUGGUGUAUGUGUUUACUCCUUUAUGUGCCAUCAUUCCUUACCUGCCCUGGUAGCACCAAUUUCAGACAAAUCCAAGCUCAAUAAGUCGUUGAGCUUCGACUUUAUACUGAUCUCCUUUUUCUACCUUUUACUAGCUCUCACAGGUGCUUUUGCCUUUGAGCAAUUAGACGACCUUUAUACCCUCGAUUUUGGUCCUAGAAACUGUUCAUACGGAGAGAACUUUUUCAUAGUCAUUAUCCAGUACUUCCUUGCUCUGUUUCCUGUGUUCACACUCAGCACCAGUUUCCCUAUAAUUGCCAUAACUCUCAGGAAUAAUCUGCAGUCCUUGUUCCUAAAAGAAGGUGAAACUUACAAUUUGUGUCUACGUAAGCUUUUAUUCCCAGUGAUGGCAGUAUUUCCUCCAUAUUUGAUAGCGAUGAGCACAAAGAAUCUUUCUGUAUUGGUGAGCAUAACAGGUUCGUAUGCAGGUACUGGAAUCCAGUAUUUGAUACCCAUCUUCUUAGUUUAUAAUGCGAGGAAGCAGACUGCCGAAAUUAUCGGGCAGGGUGUGAUUAAUAAAUUCGCCAGUCCGUUUGCAAGCACUCGAUGGAUUAUCUUUAUUUUUGUCUGGGCCGUUGUUUGCAUGAUGCUCGUAUCUCUUAACUUCAUUAAAAAGCAUCUAUCAGCUAGCUUGGAAAAUUUUUGGUAAAGUAGAAAUUAAUAGAACAGGAUUAAGAGCUAUGACAAAAAUUGUAAUAGGGUUUUUCUAUUGAAUUGUCACAAUAAUUACACAAGAAUUUUACGAUACAAGCAGAUGAUGACAUAUCUAAGUGUUGGUUUGUACCAAUUAGAUAAGAAAAAUAUAUAUUUAUGAGUCUGUUCUAUAUAAUUACAAUUUUUGUCAUUCUUGUUACAACGCACAGACGAAAAAUAGUUUACUUUUACUGUGAUAGGAGAUACAGUGAGAAGAUUGAAAAACUAAGACUAGAUCCUUCGGGAGAUACGAGGGUAUGUAAGAAAAAGGGGCGUUCUAUGCCUUGCAACAAGGCAAAUCUAUAAUUGUUAAUUUUUGUCAAACAUCUAAAAAAACAUCACGCUUGCGCGUAAUGUCACCGACAAUAAACUACAUAAAGUCUUAAAAGUGGCUUUAAGUGGGCCAAAUCGUAUAUUCAAAACGUAUACGUCAUUCUUGAUUUUUUAUUUGUAAGAGUAAUGUGAAUUAUUGUAUUAUUUAUCUCCAUUGAAGUGUAACAAAUGGACUGUGUAUAAUAUUAGACGUUGCAUUAAGGAAUCAUGUCUUAAAGUUCUAUCUGAUCUGAGAGCAGAACUGAAAUUGCGCAAAAAGUAGGAGAGAUACAAAUUUACUUGAUUAUGAUAACUAAAGCAGUUAUAUACUAAUUAGAACAUUUAUUGAUUGUUUAAAAAAAGUGAAAUAUAUUUAAAGAUGUAAAAAUUUCUUAAGAAAAGUGUAAUAUCAGAGGGAAUCAACUUCAACUCCUACAUUAAGUUAUGAUUUCGAUGAGGUCGAUUCGAUGCUUAAUAAAAUAUGAAAUUAAAAAAAUUAUAUUUGUUCAAUACAAUCAAAAAUGUAUACUAAGGAAUUUUUUCAUCCUUAAUUACUGUGAAUGUAAUGAUUUACCUGCUGUAAAUUGCCUGAUAAGUUAAUGCGAGUAUAAUUAUUAUUGAGAGGAAAUACCGAAAUUUCAUAUAACAUUUUUCGAAACUUAAUAAGUCUGAUAUGGCUAUUGUAUACCUAGAAUAUUUAUCUUUAAUUAUACUCUUUUUUAAUUGACGUACUAUGUCGCAUUGUAGUAAAUUUAAAUUUAAAUAAUCUUUACCGAAUGGUAAAGAGAUUACGUUUCCAUAAUGUUUUUAAAGUAUGAUAAUUUUUUAAUUUACUUAUAUUGUUCCUUAUGUUUGUUUGUUAUUUUUAUAUGCUAUUUAUAUGAAUACAUUCCGUAUUCACUUUACAUUAAUUUAAUCUUCUGAUGAAUUUAAAAUUCUCGAACUAGAAUCUCAUCUGUUUAAUCAAUGCUAAAAUUAAAAAGAAAAGUAUAAGUAAAUUUGUGAAAUGCCCAUGCCCAAAAUCAAUGUCGAACAGUGUGAUUACGUUUGCUGUAAACGUACAUAAGUAAACCCAUUCGAGAUUGCGUAUUUAGAAUAAAGCGUGUAUUUUCGAACAACGAAAGUAUCUAAUAUUUAGCGAGAAGUGUAUAUUGUUAUAAAAGGAAAAAAAAAUGAAAAAACAAUAAAUCU
Messenger RNA from Nasonia vitripennis (jewel wasp), 3306 nucleotides. Its product is annotated as transmembrane protein 104 homolog. The coding region runs from base 212 to 1759 and encodes 515 amino acids. Lineage: Eukaryota; Metazoa; Arthropoda; Insecta; Hymenoptera; Pteromalidae. The record is from RefSeq and is a predicted model, not a curated record. The transcript is spliced from 6 exons.